This is a messenger RNA of Oncorhynchus masou masou (cherry salmon), 2224 nucleotides long. Its product is annotated as L-threonine 3-dehydrogenase, mitochondrial-like. Gene Ontology annotation, molecular function: L-threonine 3-dehydrogenase activity. The transcript has 8 exons. Gene Ontology annotation, biological process: L-threonine catabolic process. The record is from RefSeq and is a predicted model, not a curated record. Lineage: Eukaryota; Metazoa; Chordata; Actinopteri; Salmoniformes; Salmonidae. The coding region runs from base 1 to 1137 and encodes 378 amino acids.
AUGCUACUGUGUAUGCGGUUCUGUAUGCCCUCCGCGGCAGCUCUAUUCGGAUCGUUGUGCCAUGGCUGUCGCAGCCGGGCGCGUAGUUUGUCAUUCCGGGGCUGUAGUUGGUCGCCCCGACAGAACAGCCGGUGGAACAGUCAGGAUUCAAUUGACCUACCUACUGCAGAGAACCCACGAAUUCUCAUCACAGGAGGCCUUGGCCAGUUAGGUGUGGGGCUUGCAGAAAUCCUGAGGAAACAGUACGGAACAGAAAACGUUAUCCUAUCGGAUAUUAAAAAGGCUCCACCAGAAGUGUACAGAAGUGGCCCGUUUGUGUAUGCUGACGUGUUGGACUAUAAGAACCUCAGAGAAUUGGUGGUGAAUAACCGCAUCACCUGGCUGGUGCAUUACAGCGCUCUACUCAGUGUUGUAGGAGAGGCCAAUGUGGCCCUGGCACGCAAGAUCAAUAUCACAGGCCUUCAUAAUGUGCUGGACCUGGCUCUGGAGAGCUGCUUACGUCUCUUUGUCCCUAGCACCAUCGGAGCUUUUGGCCCUUCUUCUCCCCGUGACCCUGCACCUGACCUGUGUGUCCAGAGGCCUCACACCAUUUAUGGGGUGUCCAAAGUGCACGCCGAACUGAUGGGGGAGUAUCUUCAUCACAAGUAUGGACUGGACUUCCGCUGCCUACGCUAUCCUGGCAUCAUCUCAGCUAACACACAAACUGGGGGAGGAACAACAGACUAUGCUGUACAGAUUUUUCACGAUGCACUCAGCACAGGUCACCACGAGUGCUAUUUACGCGCUGACACACGUCUGCCCAUGAUGCACAUUGGUGACUGCCACCGUGCAACUGUGGAGUUCAUGCAUGCCCCGGAAUGCCAACUGUCGCUGCGCACGUACAACAUCGCUGCCAUGAGCUUCACCCCCGAGGAAGUUUCCACGGAAAUACGCAAGCACCUGCCCCACCUCAAGGUCACCUAUAACCCUGACUCUGUCCGCCAGACCAUUGCGGAUAGCUGGCCAGUGAGGUUUGAUGACUCCAAUGCACAGAGAGACUGGGGCUGGAAGUCGACCUAUGGGCUUGAGGAGCUUGUCUCAGACAUGCUAAGCUCCAUCCAUGACAAGAAGACCAACACCGGACUGCCAGACAGCUAGCAGGCCCCACUCUCAGAGACUGACCUGCCAAUCACUAUUCCCUUAAAUCCACUUCAUUCUGGGUCUGCCUAUCACAACAGACCCUCUUUAACCUUAGCAUAAUUUCCAAACCAGGAACCUUUUGUAUGUCAGGAAUAUUCUACCAAUAAACCAGGGACUAUUUUCAAACCAGGAGUCUUCAGCCAGAACCACUCAACUUGCCACGACAGUGGACACUGAAACCACACACACACACACAUGGUAGGCAGCACACGCUCUCAUAAUAGCAGCCUUACUCAUUACAGUCAAUCAUUCUCUUUUGUUGUGACUUUCUUCAGUUUCUGUUGUUUUAAUUGUGAUAGAGAUCAUUUAAGUAUCAUAGCAGGUUUAACAUAAGCCUCAAACCUCUGGGGGAAAUAGACUUCAGGCAAAUUAUUUUACAUAUAGUUAAGUCAAAUCAAAUUAUAUUUGUCCCAUGCGCUGAAUACAACAACGUUACAGUGAAAUGCUUACUUACAAGCCCUUAACCAACAAUGCAGUUUUAAGAAAAAUAAGUGUUAAGUAAAAAAUAGAUAAGUAAAAAAAAAUGAAAAUAAAAGGUACAAAUUAUUAAACAGCAGCAGUAAAAUAACAAUAGCGAGCCUAUAUUCAGAGGGUACCUGUACAGAGUCAAUGUGUGGGGGCACCAUUUAGUCAAGGUAAUUGAGGUAAUAUGUACAUGUAGGUAGAGUACCCCUACCAUCAGUUUACCGUAUCUUAAGGGGUUGGCUUUCAUUUCCCUCUUGGCCUGCUGCAUUAGGGUAGUAUAGAGGGCACAGUGAAAUGACACAGCAGCAGUGAGAGAUAUAGGGAAACCUAUCAGGCAUAAUGGAUGCAGAAGAAACAGAAAAUCCACAAUGUUUAUAGAAAGGCCUGCCUUUACAGCACAACUUCAGAAGAUGUUAAAAUAUCUUCAUAUUUCUUUACAGGCACAGUGUUAUUUUGGGUACAAAUGGGUACCAAAUAAAUUCAGAAUUGAAGCCUUGUUUUUAAUUAAAGACUUAUUAGAAAUAUAUUUGUGGGUAAUGAACAAAAUUGCAGUGUACUUUCGAUCAGGAAUGGAAUAAAU